AAGAUAGAAGAGAAGGAAAAGAAAAGAAUCCAAUCCACCCAAAAUGCCAAUUUUCGCUACUCCUCCAUUUAUGGAACAUGCUCCUUCCUCCCUCACCCCGAAAGCUAAAAGCUGCAAUUUCUGACUUCAUAUCCCCUUAAUUCCCCACAACUUUCUCUCUCAGGCAUUCCAUCGAACACUUCCAAGAGAUUCAACAAUUUCUGAUUCUUAACUUUCCCCACUCUUGAUGGCCAUUGAGCCCUCCUCUGAGACAUCCAGUACUGGAAUCAGCCCUCGAAUCUCCUUCUCCCAUGAUCUGAACAACACCGACGAUGAGGAUCAUACUGAACGGGGAUCAGACUCCGGCUCCGACUUCGUUUUCUGCGUCGCCAGUGGCUUCUCUCAGAAAAUCUCUUCAGCCGACGAGCUUUUCUCCGAUGGCAAGAUCGUGCCCAUGCAACUUCACAGGGUUACCCAUUCCCCAAAUGAAACACAUCAAUCUCUCCAAUCAUCUCGUCUUGGUUCUCAGUCUCAGCCUUCUUCAAAUUCCACAUGCUCCGUGAAGAAGAUGCUCAAAGAGUUCUUAUCCGAAGAUACUGAAGAAGAAUACGACGAGGAUGAUGAUGAAGAAGAGGAAGAUAGAGUUUCGUUUAAAUCCCUAUGGCAAUUCGGACGAAGUAGCAGUUUGAAUUGUGAUGCUACUACGCGAGGGAAAAGCUUGAUUCGAUCGCUACAGUUUCUAUCACGAAGUAAUUCGACUGGUUCGGCAUUAAAUCUGAAACAAACAGAGACUUCGAAGGGAGCACGGGAGAAGCAGGGUUUGCAGAAGCAAUCCUCUGUUUCUAGCAGGAGAUCGUCAUCAUCUUCAUCCUCUUCAAGUUCAAGUACAUAUUAUUUCUAUAGCUCGUCUCAGAAACAUUUUUUACAGAAAAAUCGUGGAUUCUCUGGUAAUGGAGUUCGAAUUAGUCCUGUUUUGAAUCUUCCGCAAGCAUAUAUUCCUAAAGGUUCGAUGAGUUUGUUCGGAUUCGGUUCGCUGUUCUGCAAUGGGAAGAUCAAGAAGAAGAAGAAACAGUAGAGAUUGUGAUUAUUAAUUUUUUUUCAAGUGUUUUUGAAGUUAUUUGAUCUUUUUCGUGA
Molecule: messenger RNA, 1113 nt
Organism: Neltuma alba
Lineage: Eukaryota; Viridiplantae; Streptophyta; Magnoliopsida; Fabales; Fabaceae
Exons: 1
Coding region: 227-1054 (275 amino acids)
Source: RefSeq, a predicted model, not a curated record